This is a messenger RNA of Sphaerodactylus townsendi, 2623 nucleotides long. It is a transcript of the gene GGN, whose product is annotated as gametogenetin. The coding region runs from base 45 to 2597 and encodes 850 amino acids. Gene Ontology annotation, biological process: double-strand break repair; gamete generation. The record is from RefSeq and is a predicted model, not a curated record. Gene Ontology annotation, molecular function: ubiquitin protein ligase binding. NCBI's taxonomy places the organism in Eukaryota, Metazoa, Chordata, Lepidosauria, Squamata, Sphaerodactylidae. The transcript is spliced from 4 exons.
GCGGCCCCGCCCACUUGGCGAAGCCGGGCGGGUGACUUAAUAUAAUGGGCAAUGUCCAAUCGGAGUCAACACAAGAAUCCGAGACUACCAAAGAUGGGGAGGAGAAAGCCAACCCGGACCGGAGCAAGCCGAAAUGGGGACCGAGUGGCACUAAACGAGAGACGGGAAGUCUGUCCCACGGCCCGCAAACCGCUGAUCCGAAAUAUGCCGGCCAAGCGCAGGGCAAAGAGCCCAGAGAAGGAGACAGGCAAUCAGGAGGCGCAGAGACGGGGAAGAGCAACUCGAAAAAAUCCAAGCUCAGGCUGUCGGUGUGGGCCCAGAAUUUGUCCAGCGGCGGGAUCAAGGAGGCUAGCCGCGGGGAAAAGGACCCUGUGGCGGAGAGACGCGGGCUGGCGUGUCUGAGCAGAGCUGACCUCCGGAGCGGCCAGAGUACUGGAUCCGUUCUCCCAGGAGAACAGAAAGGACCGAAGGCAGUCUUAAAGCCUCCCCAAGGGGGGGCCAGCAACCAUGGAGAGCUGGGCACCAGAAAAGAAGCGCCCAAAGGGAAAAGCAAGGCAGAGAAUGCCUCCUUAGGUCCACCGCCACAGCCGGAGGGAUGGAUGGAACUGGGGCCCGUCACACUUGUGGAGGAAGAUGCUGCGGAAGCCAAGGCCUGUGGCACCCAGCACAUCAAGCUGAGCCCAAAGGAACAUGCAGAGCACGAAGGGCGGCCGUCCAACUCUGGGCCUCCGACUCGGAAGCAGCUGGAAAGCGUGACGCCCUGCCCCGCGCCUUUGAGCGAGGACGUGGCGGGAGCCCCCAAAUCCCUGAGCAAGAGGAACAUAAAUAGGCCGGCUCCUUCCUGUGGCGUGGCUCCCCCCGGAGGGAAGAAAGUCCUUCUCUCGUGGGGGUCUGGAGAGAAAGAGCGGGAGAAGGAGCAAGUCGGCCAACAGGACAGCGCCCCCGGGAGCGAUGGCGACUCGAAGAGCCCUGCUCUGCUGACCGAACAUGCGACAACUUCCAGCGGCCCUGAAGAAAUGCCCGCGGCCUCGGGAAGCGAUGCAAAAGCUGCGGGAGAGGAUGAGGCGGAGGGGGCAGAAUCGGUCAGCUCGGAGUCGGUGCAAGAGCUGCUGCACUGGGGCCUCAACUUCCUGUACAAAGUGACCAUCCAGCCAGGUCAGUGGCCGCCCAGCAUCAAGGCCGUGAAACAAAAAGCGGGCCUCGUCCCUCCGGGCGUGUCCUACGCUGACAUCCUCAAGCAGUGCCCGCCAAAGAAGGCGGCCACCCCGGCCAUAUCCAAGGCCCUGCACCACCUCACCAUGGCGAUAAAGAAGCUGCCGUCCUUCAAAGGCCUGGAGAGGAACAACCCCGAAGACAUCUCUGCGCUCAGGCAGCUGUUUCUGGAUCACGUCAAAGAGGUGGGCCUGAAAGAGCCCACCGACCAGGGGCCCAACCAGCAAGUGGUGAGGUUCCUAGAGGAGCUGUCCAUCGCCAACCCCAAGAGGCCAGAAUGGCAGAGGCCCCGGCCUCCGACUCCAUACCCCCAGCACCGCAAGGGACGUAGCAGGAAGUUGCCCGCGUUCGAUACGGCUGUGCCUCCGGUGGUCACCUUCUUGGGCAGCGACUCGAAAUGCGAUUGGCUGGUGCAGGAUGAAAGCCAAAUCUCACUGGACGACGUUGCCAUGGCGGUGGACGAAGCGGGCGCGGCCCCCCCAGAACAGUGCAGCGCAGGCGACCAAGAGCCCGAAGAGGUCGGCUCCCCUCCCUCCAUCGCAGCUCUCCUGUCGGAACAGGAACUGCCAGAGGAGGCUGACAGGUGCGGGCAGACAUCAUGGUGGAGGCUGUCGGGCCCGGAAGGUGGCGCAGAAGAAACUGUUCCACCGCACGACUUGUCUCCGCUGGCUGCCGUUUGGUCUUCCCAAACAGAGGACCCCCCCUCCGUGCUGCUUCUAGCCCCACAACCACAUCUGCCCAGCGAGGCACCAGAGCCGCCCAGCCCCGCCGGUUCUGCCCCCUGCGGCCCCGCCAGGCCAACUCCAGAGCAGAAGGUGCCAGCCGCCGUGGAAGCAAGGCCCAAGGUUCGAAAGCAGGCUCCCGCCGCCUCCAAGUCAAAAGAGAAACUCAAAUCCGCGGGCCAGCCCAAGGUGAAGGUCGCCAAGGUCAAGGGGCAGAAGCAACGGCCCCGCAGCAGCGGCGUGACCUGCCCGCUGAGGUUGGAGCAGGUUCCUCUCUUCAUGCCUUUUGAGAAGGUUGCGAGGCCGUUUUAUUUUGGAGAACCGAUGGAGGCGCCCUCGUCACCAGAUGCGUCAGAAGCCACCAAACAGGACGCUGCCCACGCCCAGGCCGGUCCUGAACAAGAUCGAGAGGUCCUCUGCCCUGCUCAGCGUCGCCAGUGGCCAGCUUUCCAGGUGGCGGACGCGUGCCCCAGGAAGUGCUACUGCAGACACCAAGAGGAGCGGAAGCUGCCCAAAAACGUCGCGGCUUGGCUCAACCCUUCCACCAACCACCUGGCCGAACCUCCCUGGGUUGCCACCGCUCUGCUAGCCGUCUCACUGGUUGCCGGGACCAAGUUCUGCCUGGAUUCCUACAAACAGCAACACCCCACCCAUGAAGACUGAACUCUUCGCCCAAGCAGCCUCCUCAA